Messenger RNA from Cladophialophora bantiana CBS 173.52, 2115 nucleotides. RefSeq lists its product as uncharacterized. The coding region runs from base 1 to 2115 and encodes 704 amino acids. The transcript is spliced from 3 exons. Lineage: Eukaryota; Fungi; Ascomycota; Eurotiomycetes; Chaetothyriales; Herpotrichiellaceae. The record is from RefSeq and is a predicted model, not a curated record.
AUGACCAACAAACUAAACAAUCAUGCCAGGUUUGCAUUCGUCGCGCCGUUGUAUGCGGUCACCAAUCUCUUUAUCUGCAUUUUACAGUAUCCGCAAUCCCCGACGGCCGAGUCGGACAUUGUUCUAAUGCAUCAGGUGGCCGGGCAUUUUAGCUACCUUGAAUUCGCCACCGCGAACCGUUCAUAUCCUUUCGUCGGGCAGAUCGCAAAUCUCGCCCGGCUAGCGGUCACCAACGCCAGAAAGCGCGACCUAGAGCCUGUUGAUGAGAGAAUGCAGCUGGACAUUUCUCAUGCCGACGGGUGCAAGGAUCGGACCGACCUAGUCACUUUCAACGAUGCUUUGUUGGAUGGUAUCACCCUCGAUAUGGGUGACAACGAACAAUGGGCGACCCUGAUUGGUUGGCCUGAUGUGAAUGAUUUACCUGAGAUGGACAGCAUAAAGAAGCCUAGUCAUUACGAUGAGAGCUUCGAUGUCAUCGUCGUCGGAUCCGGGGCGGCAGGACUGACCGCAGGCUUUGUCGCUGCUGCUCGGGGACACUGUCGCGUGCUCGUCACCGAAAAGACCGCUCUGUAUGGGGGAACCUCAGCCUAUUCUGGUGGGGGCCUGUGGCUUCCUGGCAACCCCCAUAUGGAGGCAAUUGGCAUGCCUGACACGAGACAACAGAGCGAAGAGUACAUACGUCAAUGUCUCGGGGACUCCUACCAAGAAGACUUGAUCUCUGCGUAUUUGGACUCUUCUCCGGAAAUGGUUCGCUGGAUGGAAGGCAAUUCGGAGGUCAAGUUUUUUGGGCUACCAUUUCCCGAUUAUCACAUGGAUCGCAAGGGAGCCACCUACGGACGGACGGUUAUGACACGACCCUACGAUGGGCGGCGUUUGAAGAGACUUGUGCGCCAGGUUCGAUACCCGCUUCAGGGCAUGAGCGCUUUUGGGUCGAUGCAGACACCGCUCGGAGAAAUUGGGACGUGGCAAAAGCCGUGGGCAAGCUGGAGGAACAUGAAGUUUGUGUCCUCCAGUCUUCUGCGAUACGGUACCGACUUGAUUUUCUAUGGUAAAGGAACGGAUUUGUGCAACGGUAAUGCGCUGGUUGGUCGUCUUCUGGAGUCGGCAACGAAGACUGGAAUUACCUUGUGGUCAAACACACCCGCUGUUGAGCCUAUCUUAGACCAGGGUCGAGUCGCUGGUCUGGUCGUACGUCAAGAGGGCCGAGACCUGCGCAUCCAGGCAAAGAGAGGCGUUGUCCUUGCUACUGGCGGCUUUGCGCGCUCUGCGUCUCUCAGCCGCAAAUACUUGCCCUUCAGCGACUAUACCGCAGCGCCGAGAGGCAACACCGGGGAUGGAAUCGGUCUUGGUAUUGCCAGCGGAGGCCACCUGCCAGCCCCCAAUAAAGAUAACGGUUUGUGGGCUCCCAUAUCUGAGCUUCACGGCCCAAAAGGACAGAUCCGACAUUUCCCGCAUCAAGCCCUUGACCGCUCGAAACCGAGGUGCAUUCUGGUUGACGGCGAUGGCCUCCGGUUUGCCAACGAGUCGGCACCAUAUCAACCCUUUGGCCAUGACACCCACGCGGCGGGAGUCCAGAAGCAUUUCAUCAUUGGGGACUCGGUCUUCCUCCGGCGUUAUGGCAUGGGCCUGGUACUUCCUUUUCCAUAUCCCGUCAGCAGAUACUUGAUGCGCCACUACCUUGUGAGCGCCCCCACCAUUCGCGAACUUGCACGCAAAUUGCGAAUCAAUGAGGAGAAUCUCGCCGCAACGGUGGAAAAGUUCAAUGGUUAUGCCCGGGAAGGACGAGACCCUGACUUUCACCGGGGGGAGGCAAUCUACGAUCAGGCGUAUGGGGAUGCAUUAAACAAGCCAAACCCUUGCCUAGGGCCACUGAAAAGGCCUCCGUUCUACGCCCUCCCUCUUUAUCCCGGCAACGUGUCGACAAUGUAUGGUCUGGAGACAAAUAUCAAUGCUCAAGUCUUGGGUGACUCCGGCAAAGCUGUACCAGGGUUGUAUGCCGUGGGAGCCGACAUGAACAAUCCAAUGAAAGGCUUCUACCCCGGCGGCGGAUGUACGUUGGGGCCCGGGAUGGUUUUUGGCUAUCGGGCUGGACUUCAUAUUGCUGGGCAAUUAUGA